Molecule: messenger RNA, 341 nt
Organism: Owenia fusiformis
Lineage: Eukaryota; Metazoa; Annelida; Polychaeta; Sabellida; Oweniidae
Source: the annotation of a GenBank genome assembly
UGGAUCCUUCAUCAACCUUUUACAAGGCAGUCAAGAAGAAAUCUGGGAUUUUUGACGAAACAACCAACAUAAACGAUGUCCUUGACCUCACAGGAGCUUCUACUGAGGAAUUCUUUUUCAGCAGUCGCUUUGUUUUGUCUAAAUUUGUAUUCUUAGGAGAUUCAUGUUUUCGCAACACUUUUAUUCGAUCCAGAACAAUUUUUCGACCAAGUAUAGAAGCAGGGCUGAAUGAUUGCGCCACGCAGUAUUACGCAUUAGCGCAAACUUAUAAUUAUCUGAGCCACUACUUCAGGAGGGAUACUGUUGCCUUUAUAAACCUGGCCAAGGAGUUCCAAGAGGGU